Messenger RNA from Pelobates cultripes (western spadefoot toad), 4054 nucleotides. The record is from the annotation of a GenBank genome assembly. NCBI's taxonomy places the organism in Eukaryota, Metazoa, Chordata, Amphibia, Anura, Pelobatidae.
AUGUUUAGUAAAGUUAAAGAUAUUUUGGUUUAUGCAUUGAAAAACAUUGAUAGCCAACAAUUCAAGUCAUUUAAAACUAAACUAAACAUCUGUGAGUUACCAUCACCGUGGCAUGGGAUAGCCAAUAGUACUCUCCAAAAUCUAGACCAGGAGGACACAGCAACCCAUAUCAUCAGCUAUAACACCAUCAAUCAGGCUCCGGAGAUCGUCAUGUGGAUCCUGGAAAAGAUAAACGAGAGACAGCUCUGCCUUGAGGUUCGAACCAAGUUGAAGAAAGGUGAGAUACAGUAUUUGUCCUUAGUAACUAAGCUGCCAUCUGUUUAUGUUUGUUUGGUACUGGGAACGGAUAUUACUUGUUAAACUAAUCAUUUUUAUAAUACACGUUCUGUGCAGGGAGUUGCAUCAAUUGCUCUAUUUUCCCGGCCUGAGCAAAAUACAAAGUAAACAAAAUACACAAUGACAAACCCAUUACAUACAGACAUACAUAUGAGUAUAAAAGUAACUAUAUAUAUAGAAACAUUAUGAGAUUUUGAAAAAACCCUAUGGACUGGUUUUAUUGCGUUGCAUUUAUUUAAAUUGUUUUUUGCAAUCCAGUUAUUUUUUUUUAAAUUUUAAUAGUUUAGCUAUUUUGACGUCAAAAUUUGAAAUUCACGUCAAAUGCACUCUGAAUUCUCACGUUAAUGAAUAAACCUGUAGAUUUUGCAAUUUAAUUCACGAACGUGUCCGAUGUGUGGAAUAGACCCAUACAUUUUAAUUCAAUUGUGUGUGUGUGUGUGUGUGUAUGUAUGUAUGUAUGUAUGUAUGUAUGUGUGUGUGUAUAUAUAUAUAUAUAUAUAUAUAUAUAUACAUACAAUCUCAAUUAUUAUGAUUUGUUUAUCUGGUCCUGACAGUGGGAUACCGCAGCUGCAAUGUAGACGAUAAGGAGACACAGACAGAUCCAGGUAUGUAGGUAAUACAGGUAGGUAAUAUCCGAAGGCUAUUAGCCGAACUCUACGUCUAGAAUAAAAUGGAUAUAAACAGAGAAUUCAAACCCACCACGAUUUGACCCUCGCAGAAAUCGUCCUUUAAUACUUCUCAUUUUACCUCUCCCAAUGCUUCUGCUUAUUUAGUGUCUGAUUUUCUAGCACCACAUUGCCCCCACUAUUUCAGUUGGUGUCCCACCUUGUCCCCUUUUUAUUUUCCUUCUAUAUGGCUUAUCUUGGUAACGUCAUCAGUUUAUUGUGAUCCAGGACCAUCUAUAGUCUGGUCACUCUCAGAAUGUGAGCCGUACCUUCUUCACCUCUCCAUCUGCCAACAUUGCUCUACAUGUUAAUCACUUUUUGCUACAUAUCCCACUUUAUUCUAUAGUGCUGUGGAAUAUGAUGAUGAUGAUGAUAGAAAAAAAAGGUAAUAAAAAUAAUGAUUAAACCUGUACCAUCCUUUUAAAUUGUCCACCGUAAAAUAUCUGCUUUAUCACGGGUAUCUUGGUUGGGGAUACGGCUUCAUUUCUGUAAGAAUUGAUUUAACAAUCCGAGGAUUAACACAUCAGGAUAUAAUGACAAGUGGAGACCUGAGGGUUACUAACAUUCGAGGUUAAGUAAGAUACAUAGUUCUAUAAUGGUAUGAGAGGUUCCUAUGGGACAAUUAUUCCAUAGUCUCCAUUUUCUUGGAGAGAAGUGAGACUUUGCUGUCAGAGCUCUCUUGUAUGUACGUAGUGGGGAAUCGUGAUGCAGCCUAGAACAAAAACUAACCCCAUUCAACCCCCCAAUAACGACAGACCACUUAGUAUGGAUGAAACUGGCCACAGCAUUUAUUAUCACAAACUAAAUUACUGCAUAACACAUCCAUAACUUUAUUUAUUAAAUCUCUUCUUUUUCUGUAACCAAAAACGUUAGACAUAAAUAAGCAUAAAUUAACAUAUAUACAUAUAUAACUCCACCCAUAGUGUUAUACAGUGACCCAACCGUCCUUGUCAAUAAACAUACAUUGAUUCCCAAUCACCACUUCCUCUCACCUCCCCCCUCGUCAUAAAAAUCAUAUCUUUCCAAUGCCCGCCAUCAGCCGACCUUAUCCACGCUCGAUGGGCACGACACCUCAGGCAACCUAAUGUUAACCGUUUGAAGCAGGGGAGGUUGAGACCUUAAAAACUUGUUCAUCUCAUUCCAUAUACUUAAACCUAACCCCUCAAACUCAAUUGGCAAGGAUAUACCCCCGGCUAGCUGUGACUAAAUAUACUAAUAGGGCGGGAGGGAGGCUGUUUGUUGGCCCGAAUCCCAAGUGGCACUGAGGUAAGACCUCCCCCACACUAACUUACACAGAACAUAAUCCCACCCACACACUCUUUCCUAUCCAAUCCCAUGCAUCUAUCCCCACACUCCUACAUGUGCCCUUGUCCGCUUAGCUGCGCUAUCUCCCCAGGGCCUGAUUGGUUGGUAUACAAGUCCACCAAUCAGAGAACUAUGACUGAGAUUGCAGAGUGUAUGAACGCCCUAUAAGAGCUUUUCCUGCCAUGCACGGUCAGUAUGUUUUGCGCCUUCUAAGGGCUCACACGGAUUGUUAUUAUUAUUGUUAUUAUUGUGUCACUUGUCUUUUUCUGAUGCUCUGAUUUAUUUUAUUUAAUAUGCUAUAUAUUUUAUUUUUGAUAGCUUUUGCACAAAGUGAAUAGGUGUUUUGCAGAAUGCUGCUCUAUACACCUGUCUUCUUAGCCACACCCACCCAUGCCAGAAAGACUUCCUGAUCAAUGUACGUACAUAAUCUCAGCCCCAAACAGCCCUGAGUGAGCGGCUUUAAAUUCACAACCUGACAGCAGACAGUCAGAGAAAAUAGUAGUAGUGAUAUAUUUACUGUAUGUCUCCCUGGUUGUCCUCUCUUUCUAAUGCAGGUUAUUUUGUAGUUCAGAACAUUCAGUGCCGUCAAUGACUGAGCUGUGUACAUACAUUGAUAAGGAAGUAAUUUUCUGGAGUGAGGGGGUGUGGCUAAAUAGGCAGGCUUAUGGUGCAGCAUUCUGCAAAACAUUUAUUUAUUUUAUGCUAAACCGAAAAAGAUUUAAACAUGCAAAAAUACAGCAUAUUAAUAAGGUCAAAACCUCAAUGCAUUAAAGUAGUAUUGGUACUAAGACUGCCCUUUUAAGCUGAAAAUAAAACAUAGCUGAAAAUGUUUCCAGAUUGGCUUAUUUGACAUUAAAUGUUUAAUUCACUUCAAAUUCCCUUUGAAUUCUCACUUCAGUGAAUAACCUUGUAAAUGUUGCAAAUCCAGCUUUUAAUUCACGAGAGGGUCCAAAGUGCAGAAUAAACCCAUUGAUUUAAAUGCUGUAUAUAUUAAUUGUUCUGCUUUCCCUUUGUGACAUGAGCAGCAAUCUAUAAUACUACGGAUCAUAGACAUUUGUAAAUUGCAUAUUUUCCAUCUAGACAUUUUUUUCACAAAUAUGUUCUUUUUCCUUAGUGGAUGUCAUGAUGCUCAAUGAAAAAACGCCACAUAAAACACUUGAUUCAGGUAAUAAUGAUGUAAAAAGAUUAUAUAGUUCAGGUAAUCUCAUAAUAAGAUCUUCAACUGUUUUUAAAGAUUUGAAUUAAAGUUUCUUUUUCUUUUCUUUUUUUUGCAUUUUAACUGAAAAGCCCCCUUUGCCAGAGUAAUAAAUACACAGAAUGCAACGGAUAUUCAUAGACGAUUGAAACAAUGGGGUAAAGGAAGCCAUUGCAAAAGAAAACUGGUAAAAAAAACAAGUAGGAAGACACAAAAGAAAACGAGUGAGUGGAACACCAGAAAUAAACAACCUCCGAUUACGAGUUUCUUUCCAAAACUGAACAAGCAUUUAGAAAGAAGAUUACAUGAUAAACACCAUCGUGAAGACCAGAUACACGUGGACUUUCACACCCCACGAAGGUUAGCUCCGAUAUUCCAAGAGAGGACAAAUUUACGGAAUUCUACUCCAGCACACAAGCUACGGAGAAGAGCAGGAAAAGAGAACCAAGGAACACAACUCAGGAGCUGUGUGUCCUGCAAGAGAACUCUGAAAAUGUCUUCUGGAGGAAGCGAAAGAGCUGGCAACUCAAAAAGAAGAAGAAGAGAAAUGUAG